Aspergillus saccharolyticus JOP 1030-1 is the source of this 309-nucleotide messenger RNA. RefSeq lists its product as uncharacterized. NCBI's taxonomy places the organism in Eukaryota, Fungi, Ascomycota, Eurotiomycetes, Eurotiales, Aspergillaceae. The transcript has 4 exons. The record is from RefSeq and is a predicted model, not a curated record. The coding region runs from base 1 to 309 and encodes 102 amino acids.
AUGAAGUUCACUCUCUUCCUGUUCAACGCCUUGGUGGCCAUUGUUCCGGCCUUGGCUUACUCCUCGACUCAGGCGGCUCUGUUCACCGAUGAUCACUUUUUCGGUCCGUACGUCCACAGCAAUGGGGACGGAUCUUGUAUCACGACACCUUCGGGCGUCAUCAAUUCUGUUGAGCUGAUUCCUGGCAUGACAUGCCAAUUGUAUCGCGAGCCGAGCUGUGCUCAGGAGCCGGUCUACCUGAAGCACGACAGUGCCUCGCUUGCACAUGACCUCGGAAGCCCUUUUCAUAGCGCCCGGUGCCUGAAAUAG